GACCCACAAUCCUUAUUGUCGUUAUCAUUAGCUAAUAGGUUCCUACAUCAUGCAGCCACCGAUGACGCUACAUGGAGACGUGCUUUUGCAUUCAGUUUUCUAAGUUUACAACCCACAGAAGACAGUAAUAGUUCAUCUGAUAUUCUCACUUCUAGAAUAGCCGGGAGGUCUAGUACCUGGAAGGAAGAAUUCAUUAAACGUUCAAUGUAUUUGCGUAGAUGGAAAAAGUCAAAAGCUCCAAUUAUAACUCAUAAUCCUAGAGUGGCUACUAUCCAUAGAAUUUCUUUAGAUUUAUCUACUUUAACGAAUCCUGAAUUAACGCCUCGAAGACUAGUAUCAGCGUCUCUUAUUCAUUCUUGUUUGACUAGAUCUGAACCUUUUAGUGGAAAAUUGGCAAAAGGAUACAUUUUAGCGCCAGGUAUGACACCUAACGAUGCUUCUACUUUGGAACUUUCAAAUGAUGGUCGUGUAAUUUGGGGUUUUGCUAGUGGUUUUGUUGGUUUUACACAAAUUGCUAAAAGUGCUCUACAACAUGGAUCAGGAGCUGCUUCCUCUUGGGGAGUCAGAGGUAGUGGUUUAGCAACACAUCAAAAUACUAGUGAAGAAUUUCACUUUGGGCCGGUCACUUGUCUAUCACAUCCUAGUUCUAUCGCAUCAAAAUACAAUUGGGCUUCGUCAACAUUUGUUAGUGGUGGCAUGGAUGGUGUUGUUAAACUAUGGUCUAAUGAGCCUGAAUUACGUUGUAUUUGGAGUUCGGAUAUCAAAUACUUGACUAACUCUAAAGGAGAAAAACUUUCACAGGUAGAUUCUGUAACUCAGGUCUCCUAUGAUAGUGUAACAUGCUCAAUUGCUGCUGGUUAUGAGAGUGGCACAGUCAUAGUUUGGUCAAAUAUGCCGAUUGAAGCAUGUGUCAGCGAAGGAAGUAUUCAAGAAAGAAUUGAAAACUGUCCUGUUUCUUAUGUUGCCUCGAAUAGUCACAAGCAGUACUUACCAGUCUCAAAAUUAUUACUAGAUACUCAAGACCUUAACAGAAUUAAUUUAUUGGUCCAUCGUAAGCGUGAAAGCUUCUUUGAAAGACAUGAUAUUAUAAACAAGACUAUAUAUAAGUAUGGUUCUGGCCCAUUGGCCGAACUCACGUGUUUUUAUCUCAACACUGAUCUCAGCAUAUCUUCGCCAUUAGCAACUCCAGUGCCAAGCAGGACUGCAUCCACUGAUCGUAACCUAUCCGACGCAUUAGAUAUAGGCUCGCAUUAUUAUGUCAAUGAUCAAAUGUUAAAGCAUAAAAGAGCAAUCGUAGCAGGAGAUGCUAGUGGAAGGACGUGUAUCUGGGACUGGGAUACUAAAUCAGAUGAAAUCAUUCAUCCAUUAAAGAUCUUUGACGGACAUCACGCCAAAAUUACUAGUAUCGCACUAACUCCUUUAUUAUUGAUAACCGGAAGCGCUGAUGGUUUGGUAAUCGCAAAUGAUCCACUUACUGGUGAAUAUGUCAGGUUCUUUAAUCAGAAUUCGUCAACGCGUCAUUUGUCUAGAUUUUUAGCUACAAAUGAUGCAACCGUAGAAGAUGAAAGCGCUUUCGCUGUUAAUGGAAUAGUUGCUAACGAGUUUGCUAUUGUAGCGUCAGUUGGUAACAAAAUUAUUGCUUGGAAAGCGGGUGGUGUUAAAGAUUUCAAGACAAGAGGCAAAGGAUGGAGAGGUUCUAAUAAAAGUGUGGCCCAGAAAUAUCAAUACUCCUCUGACGUACGCGAUGAAAUACGCGAGUCUCUUGAAAUGGAAGAAGAAGAAGGCGAUGACAUAAUCGAACCGACCUUACCUGAGAAAGCAUUGUCAAGACUAGAUGAAUUAGGUUUGGACGAAUCAGAAACUCUUGAUUAUGUCAUGAUGAUUAGUAGAGAGGAAGAAGAAGUCGAGAAACAGAAAGAUGAAGAAAUGGCGGCUAUACUGGAGGAAAUUAGGCUCAAUGAAGAGUGUGAGACGAACGACAAUAGUGUGGUAGGUUCAUCGUCUCUUCAGACAAAGCCCAGUACAUCAGUUGAACAAGCAAGUAACCAUAUAAUGUCAAAGAAAGAAGGAAAGAAAAGUGAAUAUGCACAGCCAACUGAAAGUUUAGAUGAAACUUACCAAUAUGAUGACUUUGCCCCUGGGGAUGUGUUUCCGCAGGGAAUUGAAGACGCAGAUAAUGUUAAUGAAAAUGAAAAUCAGGAACAAACGUAUGAAGCGCAACUUAAAGCAGCUAUUGAAGCCAGCUUAAAAGAGCAAUAAUUUCCGGAUAGUGUUUGAUGUUUG
This is a messenger RNA of Wallemia mellicola CBS 633.66, 2283 nucleotides long. RefSeq lists its product as hypothetical. The record is from RefSeq and is a predicted model, not a curated record. The transcript is spliced from 3 exons. Lineage: Eukaryota; Fungi; Basidiomycota; Wallemiomycetes; Wallemiales; Wallemiaceae. Gene Ontology annotation, molecular function: protein binding. Bases 205 to 2259 code for a protein of 684 amino acids.